AAUUUAUUAAAAAAUGGCUGAGUAUCAACCUUAAGGAAUAGUUCAAUAACCUGUUUUAUUUGGAGCCCCUUAAACAGUAACAGGUUAGCCACAAUUCGUGAGACCUAUAGUUCUAGAGAAUUCGACUUUAUAACAAUAAUUUGUAACAAAUUAGAAUUUGGGUCAAAGUGGAUUCUAUUAAGGAGGUUAAGCGAUUCUUAAUCAACCAAUUUUAGGUGCAUCAGCAAUCAGUUCAAAUAUAGUGUCUGUAAAAAAUAGUAUAAAGAUAGACUGGACAAGCAGUUAAAGGAGAAUCAAGAAUUGAGUAUAUUCCUUAUGAAAAGACAAUUAUGGAAUAUGAGGAAGUAAGAAGAUAAGUUUAGGUGCCAAUAACAAGAUAAAUAACAGAAUAUUAAGCUAUAUAAUAUGAAACAGAAUAUAUUCCUCAGGUGAUCUAAGAAAAAGUGAUUGAAUAUGUGCCAGUAGAGAAAGUAGCAGAAAGAGUCUAAUAUUAAACAUUGACCAGAUAAAAUGUUUUAUAAGUAAAUUCUUUUAUAAAAUAGUUUAGAAUACUGUUCAAUAAGUUUAAUAAACAUAAGUUCAACCAAUAGUGACAACUUAAACAUUUUAAACAACAACUCCAGUUGUAUAAACUGUUUAAUAACCAAUUGUUACUUAAGUGAGUUAACCAAUAGUGUAAUAAUAGGUAAUUUAAAAUGUUCCUUAAACUUAUUAUUAAACCUAUUAAUAACCUGUUACAACAUAAUAUGUUUAAUAACCUUUAACUGUUCCUGUUUAAUAGACAGCUUAAGUUUAUCAAACAUAAUCGAGCCCAAGAAUUAGAUAAACUUCAUAAAUAGUUUAAGCUGCUGCUCCUAUUACUACAACUUAAGCUUACGUGUAACCACCUGUUCUUUACUAAGCAUCUCAAACUAGAGUUGGUGCUCCUGUCAUUUAAACUUAAAUGUAAUAAUUACCACUAGGUUAUCAACCAUAAACUUAAUAAGUACUGACUUAUUAAGGAUAAACUGUAUAAUAAAAUCAACCGAAAAUAACUAAUUAAACUAUUUAAACUAAUUAGCCUAAUUAAGUAUCAUCUAAAACUCCAAAAGUUAGUCAACCACCUUAAUAAGCUUCAGUAAGCUAAGUUCCACCAACCUUGGUAUUUAAUAUUUUUUAUUUUUAUCAUAGUAAUAAUAGCCAUAAUAGUAAAUAUCAUAAUAACAAUAAAAUACCACCAAUUAGCAAUAAUAAAAAUAGGAUAAAGGCUUUUUAGCAAAAUUAUUCGAUUGAAAUUAUAUUAAUAGUGCAU
Messenger RNA from Paramecium sonneborni, 1291 nucleotides. NCBI's taxonomy places the organism in Eukaryota, Ciliophora, Oligohymenophorea, Peniculida, Parameciidae. The record is from the annotation of a GenBank genome assembly.